AUGACGAGACUCAAUACACAUUUUGUUGCUGCUUCGUUUUGCUUCUUCUUAUUCUCUCUUCGAGCCAUGUCCCAACCUACUCAAAUGCGUAUUGAUUGCACCGAGUUCAACAACGUCACUCGAACUAGUCCUUAUCUUUCUAAUCGCGACACGGUCCUCUCCACUCUUCGCAACCGUUCCUCCAUCGGAGGCUAUUCCAACGCCACGGCCGGUGUUGGCGGCCCAAACACGAUAUAUGGCAUGUUCCUUUGCAGAGGAGACCUAAACAGAACAUCUUGUUCAGAGUGUGUCAAUGCCACAGUGUUGGAAAUCUACGAAUCCUGCUUUUAUCGUAAAACAGCUUUGAUAAUCUCUAACGAGUGUAUAGUUCGGUACUCGAACACUUCUUUCUUCACGCUCGUAGAGGAUGUACCUAGUACCGCUAGAUACUCUCCGAACAAGUCUUUGGGAUCUCCGCAAUUUUUCAAUCGAACACUUCCUGAAAAACUAGAGAAACUUAUCCUAAAAGCAUCCUUGUCUUCAACGUUACCAGUUCCAUAUUUUGUUGAGGAUCAAGAACGUGUGACUCAAUUGGAAGGUUCGUAUGAUUUACAUGCAAUGGUCCAGUGUAGUCCUGAUCUUGAUCCAAGAAACUGCACCGUCUGCUUGAACCUUGCUGUCCAAAGACUCUCGAAGUGUUGCAGCCAUGCAGAGUUUGCUCGGAUCUUCUUUACUAAAUGUCUCAUCUCGUAUGAAAUCUCCGCUUUGCAACCGAACGUGACGAGUCUUGGCGUUACAGAAGGAAAUGAAAUAGUUGGAAGCACGUUUAUUGCAAUCAUGACAGCUUUGGCGUUACCACUAAUGGUUUUAUGAUCAAAUGUAGUGAUGAUCUAAGGAUAGUGUGAGUAUAUUUGGGUGACGUACGUACCCAUAUAUUGUGUUGUGUUGUUGUUCUCGUCUACGUAGAUUUAAAAACCACCAAAAAAAUAAAAGAAUAUAAAUAUUUGUAUAUAUAUUUUGUUAGGUUUCAACUUUCAGUGUUAUCUUGUUGGUAAUAAUAUGUAUUGGUAUCAAGAUAAAUAAAGUAUGCACAUGUGGUUUGAUUUCGAA
Molecule: messenger RNA, 1089 nt
Organism: Capsella rubella
Lineage: Eukaryota; Viridiplantae; Streptophyta; Magnoliopsida; Brassicales; Brassicaceae
Product: putative cysteine-rich repeat secretory protein 5
Exons: 2
Coding region: 1-852 (283 amino acids)
Source: RefSeq, a predicted model, not a curated record